Molecule: messenger RNA, 4500 nt
Organism: Truncatella angustata
Lineage: Eukaryota; Fungi; Ascomycota; Sordariomycetes; Amphisphaeriales; Sporocadaceae
Product: Rapamycin-insensitive companion of mTOR, N-term-domain-containing protein
Exons: 2
Coding region: 311-4312 (1333 amino acids)
Biological process (GO): TORC2 signaling
Cellular component (GO): TORC2 complex
Source: RefSeq, a predicted model, not a curated record
CUUUUAUCGCCAAGGAUUUUCGAGCUUGUUCAAGCUUAGCCGGACUACACAGUACAUGUGCUUGUAAGAGCUGGUGAAAUUGCUAGUCGAGCCACAAUAUACAGUGUCGCCGCGCAGCCAGGGGACAACAGAAGCAUAAAGAAACAGGGAACACACAGACUCAAACUGCAGGCCUAGAUUACCGCCGUCCAUCGGCACCCCGGUCGUCUCUCUUCUUCUUCUUCAAAACCAACAUCUAUGCGAACAUAACUCGAAUGAGCCGCUCGCGGGAAUCGUCCCGGAUGGUGGACAGUUGGUUGGGACUGCCACAAUGCUGAGCACUUCUGCAACAUCGAACCAGAAGGCACUUGCGCCACAGCCAACAGCGUCGAUCAAUUCCUCAGUCGCGACGGGGCGCCCCAGCUUAGAACGAGAUGGACUGCAACCUCCAGGAACCGCAAAUGGGGCAAAGGGAUCGUUCGCGCCCAGGGCCGCCUCGCUCAAUCCUUCGCCCGCUCCUGGCAGCUUCAGCUCCGAGCUGCGGAGCCAGAUGGCGGCACCAAGAAGCGGUUCACGCGCCGACACAUACAAUUUGGAGAAGCUAGAUGAAGAAGAGCUAUCGCUAGCUGAGCAAAACAUAAACCAUCUGAAGGAUGCGCUGAGCCGUGAAAUGAAGAUUCGGGAGGGGAGCGAGAACAUGUUGGAAGCCCUCAAUGUCAAGAAGGCCAAGCAAACCAAGGACCAGAGGCAACGCAUUGAAAUCGAAUUGAACACUUCAAACAAGAAAAUCAAGGAGCUCAGGCAGAGAAUUGACGAUGCACAAAGGAUCAAAGCAACUCCAGCUACUCCCACGCGGAAUCGCACUGAAGGACUGCUAUCGAACAGCGGCAUUCGAUCACCACAAAGUGCGUCAAGGAGUGGUGCUGGGUCCGACUUGGAUGAGCCGGCAGAGCAGUCUCCGACAUUCGCGCUUGCAGAGAUCCUGCAGGCUUUGGAGCAAGAAGGGCUGACGGCCGAGUACUACGUCGGCCGCGCCAACAAUCUAGUCGACCUCUUCAAGAAACACCCCACACUCAAGUAUGACUUGGUAUGGUCUAUCUUUGGCGAGCGGAUGCAGAUGAUGCUUUUGAGCGAUAGCCGAGAAGUGGUAGCUGCUGGUUAUCGCAUGGUUCGAUAUGCCAUCUCGGACAUCUCGUCUUUGAAGAAGAUCCGAAGCCUCAACACAGACUACAUGGUCGUUGUCUCCUUGGCCAAGGAUCGGAAGGCUGAUGUCGAACGUGAGCAAGCACUCAAAUUCGUCCGCGUCUUCCUCGAUGUCAAAGAUGGAGUACGAGAGAUAUCAAGGGCUGUUGUUAGAACCAUCGUAGCUGUCGCCGAGCAUGCAGAGGACCGUUUGCGCCCAAUAUGCAUAGAGACUCUUGCCGAGAUUCUCCUCAGAGAUCCCGCUUUGCUUACUUCUUGCGGUGGUCUAGCACCCUUAUCUGAGGCACUUGCUGAAGGGACUUAUAAGUCUCCAGAGUCGUUGGUGUCUGCAUUCCUGUUCCUGCUAAAUUCUCCCAAUUCUCGAAAGUAUCUGCGGGCAGGGUACGAUUUGGAGGUCAUGUUCACUGCCUUUACAGAUGUACUGUUCUCCUACGAGGGUGUCGUGAAACAGAACUCGAAAGCUGUUUCGACGGCUCUCAAGUCAUGGUCAGGGCUUAUGUCUUUGUCCAUGUUCGAUCUCAGGGCUAUCAGAGCUCUAAUAUCUAGCUUGUUGUUGCCCAAUACUGCUAUUCGGGAAACCGUGAUAGACUUGCUCUUCUCGUUGUUACGCAUAAAACCGCCUGCUUGGGCGACAACUUUCCUCGCUGGGAGGCGACUGACGACUUACGGAAGAGUUGCCAGCUUGAAGUCAACCACAUCAUCUAAGGGUAGUACAACUUACGAUGAGGAAAAUGCUGAACAGAACUUCGUCGAACAUUAUACAUCCUUGCUGCUGGCCAUCUUCGUCAAGGCAGGCUUACUGCAGAGCCUUCUUGUUAUCGCGCAAGAACCGGAGGUCUCCAUACUGAAACGCAAAGCGACGUUACUCAUCGGCGAAGUUCUCAAGCUUGCUGGUCGGCUACUUCCCCAGGCAUGGAGCAGCCAACUACAAUUACUCCCGGAGCUCUUCUCUUCCGCCGUGGAAUUUAAAGACAACACCAGGUUCAACGCUACAGGUGUCGUCUACCAGAUUAGCAGCGUCAGUCGGACAUUGUUUCGAUCCUCGCCGUCAGGUCUCGGUCUGCCUUCUAGUGCCAGUCUUGACCAACUGGGCUCAGUAGAAGAAACACCCAAGAAUAAUGCUUCGAUGAACACGGAUGAUGCGACAUUUCGCCAGCUUCUCAUCGACUCGGGCGUUCUUGGAAGCUCGAACCCAUUGAAAUGGAAUUGGGACAUUGUUCUAAGAAUCAUUGAAGGACCACUAACCAACGGAAAGAGAUUGGAGGAAGCGAUCAAAGCUUCAAAGUUCGUGAAAAGAAUCAUGAGCUUUUAUCGUCCCUUCAAGUAUCGCUUCUCAGGUACAAAAAGUCAUCGAAACUCGCAGAAAUACAUCAGGGUGGGUUGUGCUUUGAUGCACACGUUAUUACAAUCGCCAGAAGGGCGAAGAUAUCUAUCAGACAACAAGCUGUUGAGGCAGCUUGCCGAAUGCCUUGCUCAAUGCGAUCCUACUAGUGGUUUAACAGCGCAGAAACCCAUGUUUUCUAGGGACUAUUUAACCGACUAUCUGUGUGGUGGCUACUUCCCUAUGCUGGGCGUUCUCACAGGUGAUCCGAAGGGGUUGCAAAUGCUUGAACGGUGGCGAAUAUUCAAUAUGAUAUAUCACAUCAUUGAUUUCAACCAGCGCCCUGAUCUCAUCAAGUUGAUACUAGCAAACUUCGACUAUAGCUUACAAGGUCAUCCUCGUGUACUGCUGUCCAAGGCGCUGACAGCGGGUACUAAAGAGAUACGCAUUCAUGCGACUAAUGCUCUACGGAUGUAUGCCACGGGCCAACGGGUCUCGUCGUCGGGGCAGAUUGUCUCUGAUGCGAAGUGGGCGAUCCAGCUUCUUGUAACUCAGCUAUAUGACCCCGAAAUCGAGGUUUGCGCGACUGCUGUGAAGAUCCUGGAGAAAGCAUGCAAUACCAAACACUUGCUUGAGUAUAUUGUGGAGUGUAGGCCAGCUUUGGACCAUCUAGGGGAGAUAGGAGCCCCCUUGCUUCUCCGAUUUUUGUCGACAUCUAUCGGAUAUCACUACCUCGACGGACUUGACUAUAUCAGCAACGAAAUGGAUGAUUGGUUCUUGGGCCGAAACGACAAUUACGUCAGUCUUAUAGAAGCGAGCUUAGCACGUUCGUUUGUGGAUCAGCCGGACGAUCACACCGGCCGCCUAAGUUUAUAUGAGGACGAAUUUGAUGUGGAUCAUGACAACCAUAUCCCUCCUCACUUUUAUCGCGAACUGACGCGGACCAAGGAAGGUUGCAGAUUACUGGAGGACAAGGGACAUUUCGAGGAGUUCUCGACGACUAUUCGCGAGUAUGGCAUGCAAUCAGAUGACUCUGAGACAAUGACCAAGGUCAAAGGUUGCAUGUGGGCAGUUGGCAAUGUGGGCUCUAUGGAGCUUGGGGCACCGUUCCUAGAGUCUACCGACGUUGUGGAGCACAUUGUCAAAAUCGCCGAGUCACACGAGGUGAUGAGCUUGAGAGGCACCGCGUUCUUCGUACUCGGGUUGAUCUCACGAUCUGUGCACGGACUCGAGAUACUCUCCGAGUUAGGGUGGGAUUCUAAUACCACACCAUUAGGGACGUCGCUUGGUUUCUGCUUGCCGACAGACCUUUCGAGGUUUUUCUCAUUCCAACCCUGGAAACAUGAGACAGCGGCAUCAGUGGCGCUUCCAGACACACAGAAGACAAUUAUCGAAGCGCCACCAGCCGUGAUGAAAGAUUCAGAUGAAACGAACCAGCGAAUCCUGGAAAUAAUGGUUGAGUUUGGCGACAUGGUUCUAUACAAGAGAGCCAAACUUGAACUCAUCCAACUCAGGCACAAAAAAGUACCCGGGUUUCGCCAGCCCAAACUCUUUAGGCAGGUGCUGUCUCUUCUUGAAAACCAUCACUACCGGCUUAGCGACCGACACAUGGCGAUAGAGAUGUUUGAUAAGAGCGUCUUGAGACAUAUCGUUUACGGCGAUGAUAGUGGAGACGAAGUAGAAAGCAGUUCUGGGGACGAGGGGCGGACAGAGCGUCAGAGGAGCAUCAGUGACCCGGCGGAUCUGGAGCCGACUAGAGUAUUGACAGGGUCUCGAAAGCUCAUGGGAACACAGAAGUUCUCCAUCUAAAAAGGGUUCACGAAGUCUUGGAUAGUCUGCAUGGGCGAGGCCGAGUAAACAACAUACUUGCAUAUAGCGCGGGAGAUACACGGCAUUUUACGGAGACAGACAAGGGCGUUCGAAGGUCGACAUUACAUAUGUAUACUACUGCUAUAUCAGAGGACAUGGAUGUGAGGAGUCCUGGGUGGUUUCAGGUG